Messenger RNA from Oppiella nova, 361 nucleotides. NCBI's taxonomy places the organism in Eukaryota, Metazoa, Arthropoda, Arachnida, Sarcoptiformes, Oppiidae. The record is from the annotation of a GenBank genome assembly.
AUUGGACAAAUUUAGUAAAUUGUUUGAUAUAACGAAGUCAUGUGUUAUGCUAGCAAUGGCCACCUUUUUUAUGGUAAGUGGUUUGCUUCAAGCAAAUGGACAGUUAGGCCGUUCGCAUGGGACGGAUACCACUUCAGCCGUCAAUUAUUUGUUUCCGAUCCGCAAAAUCAUUCACCGAUUCGUACGUCUAAUGCCAUCCGUCGGCGCUGUCAUUGCAUUUGCCAUACUUUUAGAGAUGUUUGGGUCGGGGCCCGAGUGGCACCAGUAUAUAAAUACUAACUCUGGAGUAUGUCAUCACAAUUGGUGGGCCACCAUGCUCAAUUUGAAACCGUUUAACGGGAUUGGCACUGCCCAAUUCUGA